AAUGGCUCUUUGUUUUCUUUCUCUUUUUCACUUGCUUCAGAGGCUUAUUAAAGUAAAGCAUAUCCAUAAAAUUGAUUCAAAAGUAUAUUGCGAAUUAAUCCCAUUCAAAUAUUGAUCGUUGGCUUGCGUGCUGUUGUUGCACAAGAAAGGAACCGAUGCGUCAUGAAGUUAUUUCCCAUAUUGGGAAACCCAUUAGAGAAAACAGUGGAAGAGCUCCGCAUGAUCGCCAUACAGCAGCCCGAGGACGGGGAGUUCAUAUGUCGCUAUUUGACUAUUAAUAAUGCAGUUCUGAAACUUUCAACUAUUGCAUGUACAAAUAUUAAGCGCUGAGUGUACAGUGAGAGAGGCUGUAUGGAUUCGUGACCUAACCGUGCUCUCACAAUGGAAUAUACAUUAUUACGGACUGUCCUUGGAUUAUGCAUCCUCACUCAGGUUGUGAAAUGCAACUCUGUAUGUUCAAUUAACAGCUAUAGUGCUGUCUGCAUAGACAGAGGUCUUCAUCAGGUGCCAGAGCUGCCGACAUAUGUAAAUACUGUGGAUUUGAGUUUAAACAACAUUGCUGAACUCAAUGAAACAUCCUUUUCUCGUCUUGAAGGUCUACAAGUCCUCAGGAUGGAGCAACAAACACCAGGACUUUUGAUUAGAAACAAUACAUUCAGAAGACUCAACAAUCUAAUAUCUCUUCAGCUGGGCUACAACCACAUGCUUCAAUUGGAGAAAGGAGCAUUCAAUGGAUUAUUCAACCUUCAGAUUCUCUCUCUCACACAGUGCAGUUUAGACGACUCCAUCCUGUCUGGUGACUUCCUCAAACCUCUGGUGUCUCUUGAGGUGCUUGUCUUGCGUGAUAAUAAAAUAGAAAGAAUCCGGCCGGCCCCGUUGUUUUUAAACAUGAGAAGUUUCCACAUACUGGAUCUCUCUCGCUUAAACGUCAAGAGUAUCUGUGAGGAGGACCUCCUCAACUUUCAGGGUAAACAGUUCACUCUUCUAAAACUGUCCUCAGUGAGACUGCGAGAGAUGAACGAGUACUGGUCAGGAUGGGACAAGUGUGGAAACCCAUUUAAGAACAUGUCUAUAACUAUAUUGGAUCUGUCUGGAAAUGGCUUCGCUGUUAACAUGGCACAGCGGUUUUUUGAUGCCAUCAGGGGUACCAAAAUACAAAGUCUUAUUCUCAGUAACAGUUACAGCAUGGGCAGUUCUUUUGGCCAUAAAAACUUGAAAAAUCCAGACAAAUUCACAUUCAAGGGUCUUGAGGAGAGUGGCAUUAAGAUUUUUGAUCUGUCUCAAUCAAAUAUCAUCACUCUGUCCAAUUCAUUAUUUAAUAUGUCAGAUCUAGAAGAACUUACUUUAGCCCAUAAUCAGAUCACUGAGGUUGAAAACAAUGCAUUUUUGGGGUUGACAAAUUUACUAAAGCUAAACCUGUCUCAAAACUACCUAGGUGAUAUUGAUUCUGAAACAUUUCUGAAUCUACAGAAACUUGAGCUGCUUGAUUUGUCUUACAACAAUAUAAAGGUGCUUGGAGAUAAAUCAUUUCAAGGGCUCGAAAAUCUGCUCAACCUGAAUUUAACAGGAAAUGAUCUCACAUCUGUACAUGAACUCGCAACCCUUCCAAACCUGGAGAAGCUCUACUUGGGUGACAACAGAAUUACGUCUUUGUCUAACUUACCCAACGUGGCUAAAAAUCUCACAACCCUUGAUUUGGAAAUGAACAAAUUAAAUGCCUUGUCAGAUCUGUACACAAUUCUACGGGAAUUUCCACAAAUUGAAAAAAUCUUUCUUCAAGGUAACAUGUUUUGGAAUUGUUAUACUCCAAAACAAACUGUGCUUUCAGACAAAAUACAACUCCUUCAUCUUGGGAUUUCAACUAUGCAGCUUAUCUGGUCACAAGGAAAAUGUUUAGAUGUGUUUAACAAUCUUCACCUGUUAGAACAGCUCUCUCUGUAUGCCAACGGGCUGCAGUCGCUCCCUAAAGACAUUUUCAAAGACCUUACCUCUUUGCACUUUUUAGAUUUGUCCUUCAACUCUUUGAAGUACAUUUCUAAUGGCACAUUCCCUAAAAGUCUACGAAUUCUAAAUCUUGAUUAUAAUUCAAUUUAUUCAGUGGAUCCAAAUGUCUUUAGCACCCUCACUUACAUCAGCCUGCUACGAAACCAGUUUCGUUGCGAUUGCAACCUAAGGGAUUUCCAAACAUGGCUAAAUCAAACUAAUGUAAUCCUUGCACACCCCAUUGAGGAUGUGACAUGUGCCAGUCCUGAGGAUCAGUACAUGGUUCCUGUGUUGACAUCAAACAUACAAUGUGAGGAUGACGUGGAAGAGAAGACUACUGAAAAACUGAGGCUUGUGCUUUUCAUCUGCUGUGCCACAUUGAUCAUAUUACUCACGACCAGUGCCAUCGUUUACGUCCGUAGUCGUGGCUACUUCUUCAAGCUUUACAAACAACUGAUUACCAAACUUGUGGAUGGAAAGCGAGAGGAUCCUGAACCUGACCAAUUCUUGUACGAUGUGUAUCUUUGCUUCAGUUCCAAUGAUAUGAAGUGGGUGGAGAGAGCACUGUUGAAGAGACUCGACUCUCAGUUUUCCAAACAGAAUGUGCUCCACUGUUGCUUCGAGGAGCGAGACUUCAUACCUGGAGAGGACCAUCUUUCCAACAUGCGAAACGCUAUCCAGAGUAGUCGCAAAACACUCUGUGUGGUGUCUGAACAUUUCCUGAAGGACGGCUGGUGCUUGGAAACCUUCACCCUGGCAAAUAAUAGGAUGGAAGAUGACCUUAAGGACAUUCUGGUGGUGUUGGUUGUGGGGAACAUACCCCAGUACAGGUUACUGAAGUACAAACAAGUGAGAUCUUACAUUGAGAACAGAAGAUACCUUCUUUGGCCCGAUGACAGUCAGGACUUAGAGUGGUUUUAUGACCAACUUUUACAUAUAAUCAGAAAAGACACCAAGGUUAAGCAAACAAAUACUGAAUUAAAAGGCAAGGAGAUUGAAACAAAGCCUGAAGCAGUUAAUGUUCAUGCAAACACUACUGUGUAAUUAUGGUGUGUUAUGUAUCAUAGACAUUUUGAAUUGAAGGAUAUUCAGCAGCACCAAGGGACUUCAUGUAGAACUUUUGUUUGUAUUUUAUUGUUGUAUGUGUCUCUUAUUAUAAAAUGCACAGUUUACUUUUCAUCACCCUUUUUAUAAUUUAUGCUCCCACAACUCGAAAACGACAUUAUUCUACAAAUUACUCCCAUUUUAUACAAAUAUUGCACACUGGAUGUGGUAUAAAAUAAUGCAUUAUAUUUUGCUGUGAAUCUGUGUUAUUUUAGCGCUUCUGCUCUCACCAUAUUUCCUGAAUACAGGCAAAAUGCCCAAAACCUGGAAGCCACUUGUGAGAUGUAUUUAGCCACCAGUUUAUAAAUCGCAGUUCAUCUUAAAAACAUGGGCAUGGGAAUGAUGCAUGGACUCCACCUACAGAAUGCCCACAAAUAUCCUAACUUGGUGAGACAGAAUACAAUAAAAGCGCAUGCGCUAGUUAUUAAUUCAUUUAUUCAUAUGGGCUGCUUCCGAAAACUGAAAAAUGCUGCCUUUGAAGGCUGUAUACGGAGGUAGUUUGAAAAUAAGGUGCUUUUCAAACUGUUCUGAGGCCAGUUUCCUUAAUCGUUCCAUUCAUUCAAGAACGCUGUCAGUGAAGCCAUUAACUGAUUAGGCAGCAAGUCAGCUGCCUACGUUUUCAGAUGGAGCCAUGGAAUAUUCUUUCGGCUUGGCAUGGAUAUGCAGUGCAGCUACUGGUGUCUGCCCAUAUAAUGCAGCCCAUUCAAGAACUCUUCAUUAGUUAGUCAUUUUCAUUACCAAUAAUAAAUCCAUUCAUUGACUGUGCACUGGCACGCCUGAGCGCAAACAAACAUUGGUAUGCAUGCUUGUCAGUUGAUGUGCGCAUAAGAACAUUUUCACGUCAGUUUCUGCCUUAUAAACCCCCAUUUGUUCCUCUUUUGAUGUAGGAUCAAAUCUGAUUGUACGUACAUACAUAAAUGAGGGCUCAGGUCUUGUGUUUUUGGGUAAUAACGAUUUGUACAUUGCUUAUGACGUGUCAAUAAACCUCAGAAUUGCUAAAGAAGACCAUAUUUGAAAGAGUUCACAACACCACUUUGGCAAUCCUGAUAAUGUAUAAAUGUAAUAUUUUUAUUUUGUCUAUGUACUCAUUUUGCAUAGUCUAUCUAUAUGAUUAAAGCAAAUCAGGAAAUUAAAUAUUUUAACGUCAGACAAUCUUAUUUCUAUGGUCUUCAUUAUGAUAUAUGCAUGGGUGACGUCACAAUGUCAUCUGGCCUAAUUUCUUGUAUGGAGAUCGCAUCAUUUUAAUAACGCACACUGAAACAAGAAAGGAAACACAGCAAAGCUAAUAUUUACAAAUGCUGAGUUAUACUUCCAGUCUUUCAGUAAUACCCUGUGCAGUCAUAGCUGACCAAAGAAUGACCUUUCAAUUAAUUUCCUGUUCCUUUAUCUUCUUACAUGCAGGGAUACAAAGCAACAUUUUUGCCUAUGCGUCUCUCACUAUUCUACUUCUUUACUGAACAAUUAUGUAAAUACACAGCACUCUACAUAAACAAUUAUGUACUGGAUGCUGAAAUAACUUCUAAAAUAAUACCUUAAUAAAAUAAUUUCUGUAGCCAUGUUUUCAGCCCUCGCUGAUUUCUGUUAAUACAAGCUCUUGUUUGACCUCGUUUUUGUUUGACGUUGGCACAUACAAAAAAUAAAAUGAAUUAUUACAA
Molecule: messenger RNA, 4742 nt
Organism: Myxocyprinus asiaticus (Chinese sucker)
Lineage: Eukaryota; Metazoa; Chordata; Actinopteri; Cypriniformes; Catostomidae
Product: toll-like receptor 5
Exons: 2
Coding region: 382-3027 (881 amino acids)
Biological process (GO): inflammatory response; immune response; toll-like receptor signaling pathway
Cellular component (GO): membrane
Molecular function (GO): protein binding; transmembrane signaling receptor activity
Source: RefSeq, a predicted model, not a curated record